AUCAAAAUAGGUGUUUGUAUGUUUUUUCUAAAACACAAUUUCUCUUAUACCUACGCACGCGGGUUAAAUUACGUUAAACGUAGAAUUAACUUUCGACAGCCUAAUAGCUGAUAUAUAGUUACAAGUUCAUGCAUAGAAGUUAACUUUCACCAAGUCAAGCGAUAAAUUAUAAAUGUAGAUGACCCAGUAGAUAUACACAACCAUAUAAAUGUCAUAAAGAGAUAGGGGAAUGAAAUAAAGUUCAGAAGUUUCAAGGCAGGAAAGAUGGCGGAUUUAAAACAGGUCGCUUGUAGUGCUAUAGAUAAACAGGCCGAAGAUUUGAGUCUCUUGAGCAAGGAGAUCUGGGACCACCCUGAACUAAACUUCAACGAGGUUUACAGCCAUGAUUAUUUAACAAAGUUUUUAGAGGACAGAGGAUUUCCCGUGGAUCGGAAGUACAAAAAUGAGACAGCUUUCCGGGCCGUUCUCGGGGACCACUCUUCCGGUCCUCACGUGGCUGUUCUAUGCGAGUAUGACGCACUUCCGGAAAUUGGACAUGCCUGUGGACAUAAUCUUAUAGCAGAAGUCGGAGUGGCAGCGGGAAUCGGUAUUAAGGCGGCUUUUGAAAAGGCCGGAAAACCACUUGGAAAGUUAUCCGUGAUUGGUACGCCAGGAGAAGAAGGUGGUGGUGGCAAAAUUAUCUUGUUGGAGGAGGGAGUUUUUGACGAUGUUGACGUAGCUAUGAUGUCACAUCCGGCACCAAUUGACGCACUAAACGUCGGCUUUAACGCAAUUAAUACUGUAAGGGUCACUUACAAAGGAAGAGCAUCACACGCUGCGGCGUUUCCAUGGGAAGGCGUCAACGCUCUUGACGCUGCAGUGACCGCAUAUCAAUCCGUGUCAAAUCUGCGUCAACAAAUGAAACCAACAUGGCGGGUUCAUGGAAUAAUUUCAAAGGGCGGGGUUAAGCCCAACAUCAUUCCGGAAGAGGCAGAGUUAGAAUAUUACAUCCGAGCACCAAUCAAAAAGGAAUUAGACGUUCUAACGGAGAAAGUCAUAAACUGUUUCCAUAGUGCUGCCAAGGCAACCGGCUGCACUGUGGAAGUUAAGUUUGAAGUACGACCUUAUCUGGAUGUUAUUCAUAAUAAGUCCCUUCUGAAGACUUAUGAAGAAAAUAUCAAAACAUUCGGACAUUAUGGGACUCUUACGACAUCGGAAUUUCCGGCCGGCGGAUCCACGGACAUGGGGAAUGUAUCUUAUGUAGUCCCAAGCAUACAUCCAAUGUAUUACAUAGGAAGUGAUGCUUUCAACCACACACGAGAAUUCAACACAGCGACAGGUGACCCAGCGGCCCAGCCCUUUACCUUGUCUCAAGGGAAGGCCCUAGCAAUGACCGCCAUUGAUGUUUUCACCAAUCCGGAGCUACUUCAGCGUAUCAAGGUCGAUUUUGCAAAAGACUUACAAACCAGGAAAUAACCGAAUUCGAAAGGGACAAAUUCGACCUCCAACAUCUGUGAAAUAUUACAGGGGGCGGCCUAUGAUUUUCUGUACACAUCAUGAUGUACUAGUAUGUGAUAUUGCCUUUCAUUUUGUACAGCGGUGAUCAAAAAUUCAACAACUGGCAUAAUGGAACAAAAACCAGAAGCUUUUUUUUAUGAAAGAAAAGAAAUCAAUGAAAGAAUUAAUCAGUUUUUGUAUUCAUACACUUUUAAACAUGAUAAUAUUGUUACACUAUUUGAAAAGCAUAUAAUUAUUAUAUGUUUUGG
Messenger RNA from Magallana angulata, 1745 nucleotides. Its product is annotated as peptidase M20 domain-containing protein 2-like. Bases 265 to 1455 code for a protein of 396 amino acids. Lineage: Eukaryota; Metazoa; Mollusca; Bivalvia; Ostreida; Ostreidae. The transcript is spliced from 6 exons. Gene Ontology annotation, molecular function: dipeptidase activity. The record is from RefSeq and is a predicted model, not a curated record.